Aphis gossypii (cotton aphid) is the source of this 3513-nucleotide messenger RNA. RefSeq names its product N(4)-(Beta-N-acetylglucosaminyl)-L-asparaginase-like. Gene Ontology annotation, molecular function: N4-(beta-N-acetylglucosaminyl)-L-asparaginase activity. Gene Ontology annotation, biological process: protein deglycosylation. The coding region runs from base 1366 to 2448 and encodes 360 amino acids. Gene Ontology annotation, cellular component: lysosome. The transcript is spliced from 6 exons. NCBI's taxonomy places the organism in Eukaryota, Metazoa, Arthropoda, Insecta, Hemiptera, Aphididae. The record is from RefSeq and is a predicted model, not a curated record.
AUAAGUAUCUGUUCCGAUACGCUGUUAAAAUCCAAUUAACAUUAAUUAGGUAUUCAAAACGCUAUUUGGAAUAAACUCGUUUGAAAUAAAUGACAAUUGAAACAUAAAAUACGAGUAUACAACCCAUUAUUCAUUGUUCCAUUAAAAUUUAAUGAUUAAAUGGUCCCAUUCAUAGGCGUGCGCACGGGGUGUGCAAAAAUGUGUGUCUACUUUAAAUUUUUGAUGAAAAAUUGUUAAAUUACCUAACUGAUUUUUGAGAGUAGGUAAGUAUAAGUAUAUCAGUAUGUGUAAUAUAAUACAAAAAUUAAUAAUCGUUUUUACUUUGUACAACAGUCGCAAAUCGCAAUAAUCAUAUUAAAUUUACAUAUUAUACCUAUUCUUUACUCUCAUUAUCAAUAAAAGUAUAAAACAGCGUCUAAAAAUUUUAAUUUAUUAUAAUAUAGAGACAUAAUUUAUCUAACUGAAUUGUAGUAGGUCAAGUAACCCUUUCUAAAACAAUUUUGCACACCCCGUGAAAAAUUCUUGCACACGCCUAUGGAUCCAUUGUACAUAUUUUGUAUAUAAAUAUUAAAUAUGUAUUAUAACAUUCAUAACAAUAACGAUAAUAAUAUUAUAAGUAAUUUAAAUAAUAUUAUUAUAAUAAUGCACGGAGACGAUAACUGUUUGCUUACAAAAAUGUCAUUGGCUCAAUCGGGAGGCGGGAACACGAUGUCAUAAUAUAUAUUAUUAUCUAUGAACUUUGGCGGGAACCGAAGAGCUGAGUUGAAUUGAGAUAAAAAAUAAUAAUUAUUAUUAUUAUGGUGUGUCUUAGUAAGUUUGAUAGUUCAUUUUAUUUGUCUGGUUCACGGUUAUCUAGUAGAUAACAGUGGUCUGGUUUAAUCGGUCUAGUGGUAAUUAUUCAAAUUAUUGUUUACUAAUUUUACUAGUAAUUUAAUAUCUAUUCCUCGGUGAAUUGUAUUUUAAGUAUUUUCCAGAAACUGAACUCGGCAUUUUACACCUUGCAAUUUACUUAUCAGUUAUCUUCGUUCACUGUAGAUAUUUGUUUAUGAUAAUAUGUUAUAAAUCCGUGACAUUAUAUAGUACCUACGCUUACAGUAUACUUAGUGGCACCUGUACUUAGUUUGUGCUUCUCAGUCAGUAUUAACUUAUCAGUGAUUUGUUUAUUUUGUGGGCAGCAGCCACAUUCAGUAAUCAGUAUUUAGUUUUGUUUCUUAAACUGUUACAAAAAAAUGAAGACGUGUAUAGCAUCGUUUUGUUAAAUGUCAAUGUCAAAUGUUAAAUAUUGAAUUUUACAAUUUUUUUCAAUUUUCACUAACAUUUUAUGUAUCUUUUAUAAAUUGCUAAUACCUAUCGGCCAAUAGCAGAAUGUCAAUAAAGAGCUGUUUUAAUUUUUGUUAUGUAUUAAAAGUAUUAAUUGGCAUAAUUUUGUCAAUUGCAUCGAUCGCAACUAUUCGUAUUGUGUAUUGUUAUAAUACAAAAAAUAAUUGUAUAAAUUAUAAUACUCCGAUGGUAAUCAACACGUGGGCAUUUACUGAUGCAACAACAAAAAGUUGGGAAGUGUUAAACAUGACAGGCUCUGCAAUUGAUGCAGUUGUAGCUGGGUGUACAGUUUGUGAACAAGAGCAAUGUGAUGGUACUGUUGGUUAUGGCGGAAGUCCUGAUGAAAAUGGAGAAACUUCUUUAGAUGCCCUCAUCAUUGAUGGAGCUACGAUGAAUAUGGGCGCUGUAGCGCAUAUGAAACGUAUCAAGUCAGCCUCUAAAGUAGCACGGCUUGUGAUGGAAAAUACAAAACAUACUCUUCUUGUAGGUGAUGAAGCAACUGAAUUUGCUAUACAGAUGGGUUUUAAAGAGACUAAUCUUAGCACAAUUGAUUCAAUGAACUUGUGGAAGCAAUGGAAAACUAAUAAUUGUCAGCCAAACUUUUGGACUAAUGUCAGCCCAGAUCCAAAAAAGUAUUGUGGACCUUACAAAUCAAAUUUGUUAAGACAAUCAAAACUCGAGUCAAAUCAUGUGGAUAUAAAAAAUCAUGAUACUAUUGGGAUUAUUGCAAUUGAUCAUGAUGGUAAUAUUGCUGCUGGUACAUCUACUAAUGGUGCCAAAUUCAAAAUACCUGGAAGAGUUGGUGACUCUCCCAUUCCUGGAUCAGGUGCUUAUGCUAUGAAUAAACUUGGUGCUGCUGUAGCAACAGGUGAUGGAGAUAUACUAAUGCGAUUUUUACCAAGUUUCCAUGCAGUUCAAGCAAUGAAGCAUGGCCAUCCUCCAAAACAUGCUGCUCAACUAGUUAUAGAUCAGAUUGCCAAAUAUUAUCCUGACUUUAGUGGAGCAGUUAUUGCUGUUAAUAAUUAUGGAUAUUAUGGUGCUGCUUGUCAUGGAUUUGACAAAUUUCCCUAUUCUAUUGCAAAUCCUGAACAGAAUAAAGUGUCCAUACUUUAUACUACAUGUACCUAAUCAAAAUCAUAAAAUAGUUACUAUCAUCUUAUACCUAUUUAAAAAAAAAUAUUUAUUUUUGUAAUUGUUAAAUAAUAAUUAGUUACUAUUAAGAUUAACAAUAUUAUUACUUGAGUAAGACAUAGAUUUGUAUGCAUUUGCAUAUUUGUAUUGAUAAGUUUAAAAUAUAAAUGUCCCUCUGUCCUUAGUUACUAAACGUUGGAAAAUCAUCUAGCAACAAUUUAUUAGUAUGAAUAUUACAAACAUGUAUAUUAUUUUAAUGAAGUUUUGAAGACUAAAUAAAUCAUAAAGGUAAAAAAAAGAGACGGAAUUUUAUAAUUAACCAUACCUCAUUUAGAAAUGCAAGGACUUCUAUCAGCUGUUUCGAUAAAAAUUGUUAAAAAUAUUAUACAUAAUAUAAUAUAGAUUAUAGAGGAUAUAUGUAUUUAAUUAAUUUGUUUAAAGAUUUGAAAUAUUUAGGUAUUCUAAAUUCUAUUGAAAAUGCUUUUCAAUAUCAUUUGGGUAGGUAACAUUCUUGUAACUUAUUUUUGACUCUAAGAAACUUUAAGAAUUUGGCGUGUGAAUUGUGUUUCAUGGAUUAAAAAAGAAAUUAUAAAACAUAAAGCUUGUGUCACUACAUUUAUUCAUUUGCCAGUUGCUAGUCCAUUAAUAAUCACAUGUAAUGUUGAUAUUUUAAACUUCUUGUGGCAAUCUGUCGAUGCACUACCAUUAUUUAUAUUUUUCAUACUAAAAUACUUAUUUCCACCUUUUCGGAUGAGAAUUUUUAAUAUUCCAAAUUUAAUUCUUGGCGUAAUUUUUACUUUAUUUGUUUUGAAUAAAAUAUCAUUAUAACUAACCUAGUUUCGCUUGAAAUAGUUAAACACAUACCGUUUAAAAAAAUAGUUUCCUCUGAAUACCUGUCACAAAAAUGGGAGCGUUUUACUUUAAUUAUUGGGCCAAAAUUGUCAGAACUUUAUUAGAUUUAUGGCUCGUGUCUAUAGAAAUAGAAUAAUGUAAUUAAUAUUCUACAAAUUAUUUGUAACUUUCUUUUUACUUUAAUGUCAUUAAAUAUCUAUACAAUUUUUA